Iphiclides podalirius (scarce swallowtail) is the source of this 1878-nucleotide messenger RNA. Lineage: Eukaryota; Metazoa; Arthropoda; Insecta; Lepidoptera; Papilionidae. The record is from the annotation of a GenBank genome assembly.
AUGAUAGAGACAGAUGAGCCUAAGGCCUUUGCUUGCAAAGCAUUUACUUUGGCCUUCCUAUCGCAACUGCUGCAGAAACUACACAAACAACUGGAAUCCCUUGGAUUAAAAAGUCCUGCAUACAAAUAUACACCAAGGGUACAACUGAGACAAGUUAAAGAGGAGGAUAAAAGUAACAGGAAUGAUGAAGAUGAAGACCAGAAAUUGGGAGAUACUGUGAUUGUUAAUGGGAAUAAAAGUUAUGAUGUCAACAAUGAGACUAUCUUAAAUGACAAAGACACUGACAAUGAAGAGGUUAAGAUCAAUGGAGAUGCAAAAAGUAGUAAAAAAAUUUUAACAAAACGUAGACGCCGACGGCGUGUAAUGUCCUCAGAGAGCUCUGAUCUAAGCGAUGUGGAUUCAGAGAGCAGCGAGUUUGAAACUGAUAAAUCAGCGUCCAAUGACGAAGAGGCCUCAAAUAACGAAGAACAAUCUGAUUCCACCUAUGAGUCUGAUAAUGAUUCUAAAAGUUCCAUCUAUGAUGAUAGUGACACUGAAGAUCUACCUGUAAAUGGGAAUGCCAAAAAUGACCUGCACAGCAAAACAAAAGAGUACACAAAAAUUAAAGUGGAUUCGCAAAACUGUACAUCUGAUACAAAUGUUGAUGAAACUGCAGAAUGUAAUGGAGAGAGGAAAUUAGACGUAGAAGGGAUUCAAAAUUUCUUAAUGGGCAAUAACUUCCUACCAAGUAUCAAAUUAUUGCAGGAUUGGGUUCUUACAGAGAAAGAUCUUAUACUCUCUUGUGGUGAGAGUGGUGAGUCCCUAUUUCAGUGUGUUGUGGAUCUGCUGAAUAUAUUUUUGUAUUAUUUCAACUCUAAGGGCCACAACAAGCUUCCGUCGGAGGACUGUAAAGUUUUAAAUUACGCCAAGUCAGUUGUCAAAAGAUUGAAACUUGAGUACAAGACCAUUCCAUUGCCAGAGGACAUCAAUUUAAGGGGAACAAACAUAUGCAAGUUCGACAAAGACGCGGCGGAAUGGCAAUUAUUGGCGAAGUAUAAACCGUCUCUUUACGAGGAGAAUAUUAUCAGAAUGCUUAAUUUCAUUGAUUUUGGUUACCAGAUUGCUAAGAUCGUACCAAGGAUAAGAUUCAAUAGAUCCAUGAAAAUAUUCUACUUGAGAAAACUUUUGACUCCCAAAGUCAGUACAAAAGUUAAUCAUAAGAGAAAUAGAGACUGGCACAAUUCCAAAAAACCAGUCGAAAACCGAGAGGGCGGUUUACUUCGUCGCUUGGGGCGUCUCUGGCUGGUAUCUCAAGUCAAGGAGUUGGAGCGGACCGGCCACACUCCGGCACCUUCUCUGCUUGCUCUGGACACGGCCGCUCUAUACAAACAUUUGAAGCGAGUAAAGCAACUGUUGAGAACCAGGAACUUCAUAUUCCUUGUUCCCACCAUUGUACUGCAAGAGCUGGACGAGCUGAAGCGCGAGCGCAGCUCGGCCAGGGACGCGAUCCGCUGGCUCGAGGUGCAGCUGAGGAGCGGCUCGCGAUUCGUCAGGACGCAGCGGCCCGGCCAGUCGAGGCCGCUGCCCCUGCCGCCGUCGAAGCAAGCGCGCAAACCGCCGCAGCGCGUGCCCAACUACGUGCAGAUACUAGAGUUCUGCAACCACUUCGUCGAAAGCGAGAGGGGGGCGCAAGGGCAAGGCGGCGGCGGCGACCCGGAGUCGGUGCACGGGAAGGCCGCCCCCCUGCUGGUGCUGCUCGUGGGCACCGAGCCGGGGGCGGGGCAGUGCGAGGAGCCCGGCCUGGCCGACGCCGCGCGGGCGGCGGGCGUGUCGGUCGAGUACAUCGGCGACUUCUACGCCAGGUGGCGGCAGACCGUCCACAAGAGCGGCAAGAAGAGG